This is a messenger RNA of Dunckerocampus dactyliophorus (ringed pipefish), 1824 nucleotides long. RefSeq names its product zona pellucida sperm-binding protein 4-like. Gene Ontology annotation, cellular component: egg coat. Gene Ontology annotation, biological process: binding of sperm to zona pellucida; prevention of polyspermy. Lineage: Eukaryota; Metazoa; Chordata; Actinopteri; Syngnathiformes; Syngnathidae. The coding region runs from base 1 to 1824 and encodes 607 amino acids. The record is from RefSeq and is a predicted model, not a curated record. The transcript is spliced from 12 exons. Gene Ontology annotation, molecular function: acrosin binding; structural constituent of egg coat.
AUGGCUCGGCUCGGGGUGGAGUUGCUGUUGCUGCUAGUCCUGACUGAGUAUCUUCUGCUGGUUGGGGCCCGAGGAUGGGUGUGGGACGACAAAACGGCACUUUUCAAAGGCCCCAGACCCUUGUCAGAUGACGAGGAAGAUGAUGGUUUUGGCACCAGUGACGACAACGACUAUUACACAGACUACACCGACCCCUCCAUCCAAGUCGAAACACUAGAAUCUCAUCUAGAAAAGCUGGAUGGCAUAACAGAUGAUGGGCUCCAGGAAGAAGCCUCUCCAACAGGCCAGACAAGCCCAAUCAAUCAGAGUCAUAGUGGACUCCAAGUAGCGUGUGAGGAUUCUGGCUUCCGUAUCCAUUUACGAGCUGGCCGACUAAGUGAUGUGAAAGUGUUGGGUAUGUGGUUGUUGCACACAAAUGUUUGUACGGCCGUGCACUCACAAGGGACAAUCCUGUCGAAAUUAAAGUCAGAUUUACCGUAUAGAGUAGUUGGUGUACAGCUUACAGUAGAUAGCAGCAUAGAUUUACUAUCCUAUGAAAGGGACUCAACACCGAGCCAUUUUGUACGUGUGCAAUCCACUAUUUCCUGGCUUUCCUUAGGUUCUAAAGACCUGCGACCCGCCAAUCCUGCUCAAAAGGCCUGUGGUCUCAAUGUGACCCGCCUCCAGAACACCUUGACUGUGCCCUACACAGGAUGCAAUGUAGAGAACACCAACAACUACAGCCUGCAACUAAUGUACGUCGACGAACUCGGUCAGGCCCAAGUCGCCACGGUCACGUGUGAUCCGAGUCCAUCAUCGAACCCCGAUUUGAUACCUCGUUCUGGUGUCAAGCCCACUAGUGCAUCAAAAUGCAGAACACCACCGCCAAUGACGGUACCAAAGGCACAAAAUUGUGCCUUGGCCUCUGAGGAGCAGCUGACGUGUGGACAAGCAGGAAUAUCAUCCUCUGCCUGUGAGACCAUGGGAUGCUGUGUGGAUUCCACUACAUCGAAGUGCUUCUAUCCGAUGGAUGAGUGCACGCUGGAUAAACACUUUGUCUUCAUCAUCUACUCCGAGUACGCGUCCAUGUCUGUGGACCCCACCCAGCUGGUGAUACCGGGAACGAGCUGCAAGCCGGUCAUUGUGAACGCCAAGUUUGCCAUUUUUAAGUUCAAAGUGACGGAAUGUGGGACGCACACUUAUGACAUUGGUGUGACGAGGUUCUACCUGGUUGAAGUGCAGACACUCAUCAAAGCACUCAACCUCAAAUAUGGCAUCAUCACAAGAACUGAUCCGUUGAGAUACUUGAUCGAGUGUCGCUACAGUAUUUCCAGUAACGCUCAGCAGCCUCUGGCCAGUGUUGGCUACAUGGUGAAGAUCCCUAAUCGCAACCUGCCACCGUCCAUCCAUUCUGGUGGUUUAUAUGGAGUUCAGUUGAGGAUUGCCACUGAUGAGAGCUAUUCCGCUUUCCUGCCUUCUUUCCCGACCUUGCGCUACAUCCUCAACAAGCCCGUCUAUUUCGAACUGAGCCUGUGGUCUCCCAAACCCAACGCUGUUGUCCUAGUUAAAUACUGUCUGGCGUAUCCUCGCUCUGCAAAGAACGCUCUGGUGCUUGUUUACGAAGGGUGUGCCAACCCUUAUGACCCAAAUGUGUCCAUCCUGGAAGUGAACGACUCGCCCCGAAAUCGCCAUCGGAGGCGUUUUGUGGCCAGGACUUUCCAGUUUAUGGAUACCAAAACUAAGAAGUACUUAGAUGAGGAAAUCCUUUUCAUGUGCUCCUCCGAGGUUUGUAGGCCAGACGAGACCACUUGUGAAGAGCGGUGCUUUGAUGGAAAAGUACCAUGA